AUGGAUCCUGAAUCAGCGAACGCUUAUCAGCUAAACACUACUUUUGUCAUCGAGGUGCUGCACGCCAUUUACGAAUUUUAUCUCUUCAAAAACGUUGUACUCUAUAUAAGUGAGGACUACGAACGAACUGAGAGCGCCGCUAAUUUUUUCAACGAAUACUUCGUGACAUUUCCCUUGGUGCCGAGCAUUAUUUUGAUUAGCGGCGAACAUUUGGAUCCAAACGAUUAUCGCAUGAAUAUGCUGCUCAGUAAGCCCGCGCUGAGUAUGGUUUUCACCACCGGUCCAAAUGAUACAGUGAUGUCGCUGGCAGCGGAGAGCCUGAAACACUUGCAUGUACUGAAAACUAUAUUCAUACUCACAACAAACACGGAAGAAGCGAACGCUUACUGGGACAAUGGUAGUGCAGAGUGCGAUAUAUCAACGCUCAUAAACGAAACAUAUGCGUGGAUUUGGGCUGAAGAGUUUCUCAAUACUAUACUGUUAACUGCACAAGAUAAUGUCUUUAUACUUGAUCCAUAUCCCGAGUUGCAAGUGAUUAAUAAGACCGGUAAUUGGCAGGUAAAGGACUUCUUCAUCGAUUACUAUGACGAUCUCAAAGGCUAUGUCCUCAACACCGUUAUACGUUAUGAUUUACCACGUGUUUUUAAUCAUCGUCAUGUCAACAAUCGCCUACAACUUAGCGGCACAUCGGGUAAACUCUUCACUACUUUUAUGAAGUCCAUAAAUGCGACUAUAGGAGAUUUCGAUAUGGCGAACUCGCCGUAUGAGCCCGCCGUCAUGGGUGAGGUCAUUGAAUUGGUCGCAAAUCGUACCAUCGAACUGAGUCCACACUCGCUCACGGCACUCUUCGCAAUCGAUAAUAUCGGCACCAGCUAUCCGAUUGGCAUUAAUGACUGGUGUAUUAUGGUGCCGUUUUAUAAUAGCUCACCGGAGCACCUCUAUUUGUUACACAGUUUUCAAAAUUCAACUUGGCUUCUUGUACUAUUUGCACUCAUCUACAUAUCGAUCGCACUCUGGCUGUGCACACCACAACGUCCGCGAGAAUAUAGCACAGCUUUGCUUCAGGCGCUCUGUUCUAUGCUCAGCAUAGCGCCGACUACAUUCUUCAAUACGCACAAUCUACGCCUGUCCUUCUUAUUCUUUUACCUCUUCGUACUAGGAUUUAUCACUUCAAAUUGGUACACAACAAAAAUCGCCAGCUAUUUGAUUACCUCAUUGCCCUCGGCGCAACUCCACACCGUCGACGAUGUGGUGCGUGCUCAAUUGCGCAUUAAAGUGUUCGACUAUGAAUAUAAACGUCUCGAAACCAUGCCCGAGCAGUAUCCACAACGUUUUCUCGCACAAGUCGAUAUUGUCGAUAAGCAAUUCAUGGAUCAACAUCGCGAGACAAUGAACACAAGUUAUGGUUACAGCAUACAAACGGAUCGUUGGGAGUUUCUCAAUAUGCAACAGCAAUUUCUGCAAAAACCACUCUUUCGUCUAUCCGAAAUUUGUAUGGGUCCAUUUCAUCACGUAUUUCCCAUGUCCCACGAUUCACAUCUGCAGAUCCCUCUCAAGUUCUUCAUAAUGCAUGCAACGCAGUCGGGACUCCUAACGUAUUGGCAGAAAUCAGCCUUCACGGAUGCUUUAAGUUUGAGAUUGGUGAAAAUCAUGUUGAUACACGAAGACCCACGUCCGUUGUCUAUGAGUUUUCUACGUCCGAUUUGGUGUGUGUGGGUUUUGGGUCUAAUAUUGGCAUUCAUUAUAUUUGUCUGUGAAUUGAAGAAUCGAUUUUUGGUGAGACUCAAGCGAAAGUUGCUGUUGGAAUUGGGCUUAUAG
Molecule: messenger RNA, 1818 nt
Organism: Ceratitis capitata (Mediterranean fruit fly)
Lineage: Eukaryota; Metazoa; Arthropoda; Insecta; Diptera; Tephritidae
Gene: Ir56d
Exons: 1
Coding region: 1-1818 (605 amino acids)
Source: RefSeq, a predicted model, not a curated record